GCUAAAUCCACAACCCCGAGAGGCUGAAACCCCCACGGCUGCCGGUCCCGGUGUCUCGGGCUCGAGGAGGAGCAGGAGGAGCCGCAGGAGGGAGCUCCCCUGACUGGCGUGCGAGGCGGGGAUCGCCGAAGGAGGAAGGGACACGGCAGGAGGGAAAUAGACCUGCUCGGCGGCCGGGCUCUGCCGUCCCUGGCAGCACGAGGCAAGAUGAACAAGAUGAAAAACUUCAAGAGGAGGUUUUCACUCUCGGUGCCGCGCACGGAGACCAUCGAGGAGUCUCUGACGGAGUUCACGGAGCAGUUCAACCAGCUCAACAACCAGAGGAACGAAGACCUGGCUCAGGGACACCUGCAGCUGGCACAGCUGGGCAGGGAGGUGGCAGCUGACGGCAGCCCGGUGUCCCCGCCGGAGGGACACGGCCGGUCGCCGGUGGCCGCCGUGCGCUACCGCAACCACGGCCAGCGCCGCUGCUCCAUGGAGGACGUCAGCAAGCGCCUCUCGCUGCCCAUGGACAUCCGGCUGCCCCCCGAGUUCCUGCAGAAGCUGCAGAUGGAGAGCCUGGAGCUGCCCAAGCCCCUGAGCAGGAUGUCCCGCCGGGCCUCCCUCUCAGAUAUUGGCUUUGGGAAGCUGGAAACCUACAUUAAACUGGACAAACUGGGAGAGGGCACCUACGCCACGGUGUUCAAGGGCCGCAGCAAGCUGACGGAGAACCUGGUGGCGCUGAAGGAAAUCCGCCUGGAGCACGAGGAGGGCGCUCCGUGCACGGCCAUCCGGGAAGUGUCGCUGCUGAAGAACCUCAAGCACGCCAACAUCGUCACCCUGCACGACAUCAUCCACACCGAGCGCUGCCUCACCCUCGUCUUCGAGUACCUGGACAACGACCUCAAGCAGUACCUGGAGAACUGCGGGAACCUGAUGAGUGUGCACAAUGUGAAGAUCUUCAUGUUCCAGCUGCUCCGUGGCCUGGCUUAUUGCCACGGCAGGAAAAUCCUGCACCGAGACCUCAAACCCCAGAACCUGCUCAUCAACGAGCGAGGGGAGCUCAAGCUGGCUGAUUUUGGAUUAGCCAGGGCCAAGUCUGUCCCCACAAAAACCUACUCCAACGAGGUGGUGACGCUCUGGUACCGGCCCCCCGACGUCCUGCUGGGAUCCACCGAGUACUCCACACCCAUCGACAUGUGGGGGGUCGGCUGCAUCCACUACGAGAUGGUGACGGGCCGGCCGAUGUUCCCCGGCUCCACGGUGAAGGAGGAGCUGCACCUCAUCUUCCGCCUGCUGGGAACCCCCACCGAGGACACCUGGCCUGGGAUAACGUCCAACGAGGAGUUCAAGGCUUACAACUUCAGCCAGUACCGAGCCCAGCCACUGCUAAAUCACGCCCCAAGGCUGGACUCGGAAGGCGUUGACCUGCUGACAAAUCUGCUCCUGUACAGAGCCAAGGGCCGGAUCUCAGCCGAGGCAGCCCUGCAGCACCCCUACUUCAGGAGCCUGGGCGAGCGCGUGCACCUCCUGCCUGACACUGCCUCCAUCUUCUCCCUGAAGGAGAUCCAGCUCCAGAAGGACCCCGGCCAGCGAGGCUCAGCCUUCCAGCACUCAGCCCGCGGCAAGAACAGGAGGCAGAGCAUAUUUUAAACCGGGAUCUGGCGUUGCCCUGGUUGCCAUGGCGAUGGAAGCGCUGAGAAAGGAGCGGCUCCCACCCGACCCUCGGCAGAAUUCCCGGCUCCAGCAGGACCCAAACCCCCGGGAGCUGCCCUCCAUGCACCUGUGGCCUUGUCCCCCCCUUGUCUUGGUGUUGUCCCCUCCGAGAGGAGUUCCAGGGAGGAGCCUGUGCUGCCCGGGAGGAUCAGGGGGGGAUUUGUGGGGUUUGGGGGCUCAGGGUUGGGGAUUUGUGGGGUUUGGAGGUUCAGGGUGGGGAUCUGCGGGGUUUGGCCCAGGCAGGAGUUGCAGGAAAUGCCCCUUUGCUCAGACAAGCUGCCCUGCACCCCCUGGUUUUUUGGGAGACCACGUUAGGACUGCUGGGCACGGCCUGGCCUGGCACUGGGAGCACCUGGAGCACAUCUGGGGCACAUCUGGGGCACAUCUGGGCACAGGAACCAGAGCAGCCCCCCAGUAUUUCACCUCUGCCUGCAGAACCCCCUUUCCCCUCCCUGUUUUGGUACCCAAAUCCAGCUGAGGGUGGAGCAGCCAGAAUUCCCCCUUGCUCCCCUAGCCUCUCCCAGUCCCUGCUCCCAAUCUGGGCUGUCCCUGCUCCCAAACUGGGAUAUCCCUGCUUCCAAACUGGGAUAUCCCUGCUCCCAAACUGGGCUGUCCCUGCUCCCAAACUGGGAUAUCCCUGCUCCCAAACUGGGAUAUCCCUGCUUCCAAACUGGGAUAUCCCUGCUUCCAAACUGGGAUGUCCCUGCUCCCAAA
Pyrgilauda ruficollis (rufous-necked snowfinch) is the source of this 2409-nucleotide messenger RNA. RefSeq names its product cyclin dependent kinase 18 (gene CDK18). Bases 208 to 1632 code for a protein of 474 amino acids. The record is from RefSeq and is a predicted model, not a curated record. Gene Ontology annotation, cellular component: nucleus; cytoplasm. The transcript is spliced from 17 exons. Gene Ontology annotation, biological process: protein phosphorylation. Lineage: Eukaryota; Metazoa; Chordata; Aves; Passeriformes; Passeridae. Gene Ontology annotation, molecular function: protein kinase activity; ATP binding.